Messenger RNA from Diospyros lotus (date-plum), 8584 nucleotides. RefSeq lists its product as uncharacterized. Gene Ontology annotation, molecular function: protein binding. Lineage: Eukaryota; Viridiplantae; Streptophyta; Magnoliopsida; Ericales; Ebenaceae. Gene Ontology annotation, biological process: vacuolar acidification. Bases 61 to 7782 code for a protein of 2573 amino acids. Gene Ontology annotation, cellular component: RAVE complex. The record is from RefSeq and is a predicted model, not a curated record. The transcript is spliced from 16 exons.
CCCCUUCCCCCCUCCCUCCGUUCUGUCCCUCUCUCCACGAGACCAGACAAGGCACACGCAAUGCAAGAGAAAAAUUCGAUUACCACCACCUCUACAAUCGCAUCAACUAAAUCAGAAUGCUCAACCCGUUCGGAAUCAUCCGUCUAUUUUGCAGAUCGUUUACCUCUACAAAUCAUUAAAUCGGAGACAAUCCCUCCGGCGCCAACCCGUUCGGAAUCCGCCGUCGAUUGGUUGCCAGAAUUCGCCGGCCACUCAUGGAUCGCCUACGGAGCCUCCUCACUCCUCGUGAUUUCCCACUUUCCGUCUCCUCUCUCCGAAGAAGAGACCUUGAUCGGUCCCAUUUUCCGGCAAGUCUUCGAGCUCUCUGCCGACAGUUCCGCCUCCGUGUCGGCGGUUUCGUGGUCCCCGGCUACACCUUCGGCCGGUGACCUCGCUGCUGCGUUGGACAACUGUAUCGGCUUAUUUUCGCAUAAUUCGCGUGUUCCUGAUGGUUCUUUUUCUUGGAGCCAGACUGCAGUGCUUGUACAAUCUACAAAGAUUGAAACCAUCAGAUGGACAGGCUCUGGCGAUGGGAUAAUUUCAGGUGGUCUUGAGGUGGUCUUGUGGAGAAGGAAAAGCACUUCCUGGGAAAUAGCCUGGAAGUUUAAAACAGAACUGCCACAGACUCUGCUUUCAACUACCUUCUCAAUUGAAGGACCAUCAGCAACCGCACCUUUGAGAGAACUGCAUAUUGAAGAAUCAUCAUCCCUUUCCAGUGAGGCAAGCAAAUGUGUGUUGCUGUCUUACAGUGAUGGAAAAUCCAGUUACAUGAAAACUGAGCUCCACCAUCCUAUGCCUGUUUCUAUGAUUCAGUGGAGGCCUUUAAUAGGAAAACUAAUUUUAGAUGCUAGACAAUCACUGAGGCAUGUGUUGCUGACAUGCUGUCUUGAUGGAACUGUAAGGUUAUGGUGUGAGAUCAAUGAUGGAAGGUAUAGAAGAAUAGGCAAGGAGAUUCAUGACCAAAAGACUACAAAAAGAUCUUUUCAUGUUGCGGCUGUAAUUGAGAUUAACCAAACUUUGGAUGGAACUUUAGGCUCUGAUAUAUUUGUUAGAUGGGCAUCAGAAUGUGAUGGUGUGCUUACUUCUGGUAAGGAAUCCUGCCAAAGUUUCUCUUUGGGAGGCCAUUAUUUGCAUGAAAGGACAGGAAGGUGUGAAUGGGUAAUUGCAUUUGGUCCUCAUAUGUCGGUGACCUUCUGGGCUAUUCACUGUCUUGAUGACAUUGCCCCAGUGAGGUUUCCCCGGGUGACUUUAUGGAAGAGACAAGAAAUGAAGGAUGCCAAAAUGAGAACAAGUGGUUUGCUGCUUAACAAAGUUGUUAUUUUGAGAAGCAGUCUGUGUGGUCCACCAAGCUUAUGCUCUUUUCUUCAAUUAUUACCUUGUAAUUCCUUAGGCUGGUCAGUGUUUAAUACUAAGAUACCAAAUAAUAUAGAGGAGAAACCUUUACAUAAAUCAGGGAAGGAGAAAUUUUUGACAUGUUAUGCGAGUGGAGUUUUAAAUAUAGAUGGUCAUCGUGGAAAAGUUCUAGAAGUUGCUGUGCACCCCUGUUGGUACAAUACUGAAUUUGCUGUUUCUCUGGAUACUGAUGGGUUGCUUUUGUUAUGGUCACUUUCUACCAUUACUAAUUGUGUCAUGGAACUACCAACUUUGAAUCCAUCAUGGAGGCUUUCUGGAAAACUUGUAUGGCAGGACUCUCAUACUAAAUAUGUGAGCUUGACAUGGGCACCUUCAGUUCUUGAUGACGACUUGCUUCUUCUUUUAGGACAUGAUCAGGGCAUUGAUUGUGUUAUGACUAAGAUUUUCAGAAAUGAAGAAGAGAUGAUAUUAUAUCAGAACUUAUGCACUAUCCCUUUUACUAGUCAUUCUCAUAGAAAUGGGCCUAAAAAAGUCUAUUCGGUUCCUUUGCGUUCGACCUGUAAAAAAACCUUUAGCUUUAACAGUUUUCUUUUGAUAGCAGUGUGGCAGAACAGUUUCCGAGCUGUCUCAUGGAAAAUUACCGUCCAUUCUUAUGAUACUGAUAGAAGCUCCUGCGGGUGUGAUUUUAACACUGGAAAGUCUGUUGGAAACAGUUCGUGGGGAUUUGAAAGUACUUUUGCUGGCAAAAGAUAUUAUAUUGCUGUUGAUCUUUGCUCUUCAUUAUUGCCAGAUCCGCACAAGGAGGAUGAGGUCACAAGUUUUGCUGUAGUUAGUCCUAGUGUCUCAGUUUUUCCUGAAGAACAAAUUUGGACUUCUGCUGAUGAAUUGUGCUGUAAUUAUCCUGCAUAUCAUAUGGCAACAGGCUGCAUCAAUGGUACUUUGAAGCUAUGGAAAAGUAUUUUGUCUAAACAAUUGAACUCAAAUUUACAAUGGGAACUUGUGGGUACUCUUGCUGCACAUCAAGGCCCCAUCUCAUCAAUAUCACUAACUGAUUGUGGUCGAAAGAUUGCUACCAUCUGCUCAGGCCCUUCAAAUACUUCUGACACUGUUCAUAUAUGGGAAUGUGUAAAUCUUGUGGGUGUGGGAAUCUUUCUACUAGAAGAUAAAUUGUUUCUUGACAGUGAAGUUGUUGCUUUGAAAUGGUUAGCCAUGGGGGGUGGCCAGCAAUUGCUUGGGAUUUGCUUACAGAAUGAGUUGCGGGUAUAUGUUGAAAGACACAGUGGUGCUAGGACCCUGAUGAAACCAGAAAAGUUUUUGGGUGGAAACAUUUGGUGUUGCAUGGCAUUUUCUUAUACUUACCCUCCCAUUCGUGACUUCCUCUGGGGCCCUCGAGCCACAGCUGUGGUUGUUUAUGAUGGGUAUUUCUCUCUCUUCAGUAAGUGGUUAUUCUUGGCAGGUAAUAUAGAGGACAAGUGCAAUUCAGAACUUAACCAGCACGAUAUUCUUAACUGCAAGAGUGCAUCAGGUAGAAGUACAAUUAAUGCAAUUUUUAUUGCUCAUGAUACUUGUAAUUGCAAGGAAUCAACAGAAAAGGAAGAGUGGGGAUCUACACUCCCAAUGAAGAUGAAUAUACAAAAUGAUGUUCUCUCAAGCAUUUUUGCAGCGAGUGCUCAGCUGAAAUGUGAUUCAGAUAUAAAAGAUGCUUUCCAUAGCUUGCAAGAUGUAGCAGAGAAGUUACAACAAUUUCUACCUCUCUAUCAUCAUGAGGCACUUCUAAUGAAUAUUUCUUCAGGUCACUGGAAACGUGCUUAUGUAGCUCUAAGGCAUCUUCUUGAACAACUCUCCUCUAGUAUUCCUCCUCUGAAGGGAUAUUUCCCAGCAGAUUCUAGUCAUGCCAUUUCAUUAAUCCACUUGUCAAAUUAUCUUGAAGGAGUCCUGUCAACAAAUUCAAGUGAUAAGGCAUUUCAAUGGAGUGAGGAUGCCUCUUUUGUCACGACACAUAUGCAGCAUCCUGAACAUGUGAACCCAUUUGCACAUGGUUUAGGGUCUGAAUAUUCCAGUAACACAUUCAGUUCAUCUUCAGUAGAAUCUGAACUUUGUAGCUGUACUGCUGCAGUUGAGAAAUUGUAUGAUAUUGCAGCUAUAAGCAACACAGAAAAGAUGCAAAUUCUUGCUGUUGUUGAUCUUCUCCAAGAAGUUAGUAACCCACAAUCUUCUUCAGCUUACAAAAGUCUUGAUGAACCUGGUCAAAGGUUUUGGGUGGCAGUAAGGUUUCGGCAGUUGUGUUUUUCUCGACAAUUUGGUGCAUCUGCAUCUGUUGGAGAGUUGGUUUUUGACUCAAGGCUUUUUUCUUGGGCUUUCCACUCUGAUUGUCAAGAAAAUUUAUUUGGUUCCCUUCUACCUAAUGAGCCAUCUUGGCAAGAGAUGCGGAAUAUAGGUGUUGGAUAUUGGUAUACCAAUGCAGCACAAUUGCGUUUAAAGAUGGAGAAGCUGGCUAGACAGCAAUAUUUGAAAAGUAAGGAUCCUAAAGCCUGCUCACUUUUAUAUAUAGCAUUAAACAGGCUCCAGGUGUUGGCUGGUCUCUUUAAAAUUAGCAAAGAUGACAAGGACAAACUGUUGGUGGGAUUUCUUUCACGCAAUUUUCAGGAGGACAAAAAUAAAGCAGCUGCUUUGAAAAAUGCUUAUGUUUUAAUGGGAAGACAUCAGCUGGAGCUGGCUGUUGCUUUCUUUUUGCUUGGAGGUGAAAUCACUUCGGCUGUUACUGUCUGUGCAAAAAACCUUGGGGAUGACCAGCUUGCUCUUGUAAUUUGUCGCCUUAUUGAGGGGUAUGGUGGGCCAUUAGAGCGUCAACUUAUAUCAAAGUCCCUCCUUCCAUCUGCAAUAGAAAAAGGGGACUUUUGGCUGACAAGCUUUUUGGAGUGGCUAUUGGGGAAUUAUGUGCAAUCCCUUGUGAGCAUGCUUGGCUUUCAAAAGGAUCCUCCUAUUGAAAACUCAUUCCUUUUAUCCAAUCAUUCUUCUUUUCUGGAUCCAAGCAUUGGUCAAUACUGUCUAAUGUUGGCAACCAAAAACAGCAUGAAGAAUGCUGUUGGAGAACGUAAUGCUGCAGUUCUGGGUAGGUGGGCAAUUUUGAUAACUGCCAUUGCCCUCAAACGAUGUGGUUUUCCUAUUGAAGCACUGGAAUGCAUUUCUUCUCCUUUGAGCAUGUGGGGGGUCUUUGAUCAAGGAAGCAUUUCUGAUUUUGGAGAGGCUGAAGUCCUAAAGACAAUGCUAGUGCCAUCCCUGUGUACUUCACCAAUGAACUGGAUAUCGCGUGAUGUGGCUUUUCAUACGGAGGUGCAUGCUAAAUUAGAUUUAGCAAUGCAUUACAUCUCAAAAUUGUUGAGAGAGCAUCCAAGCUGGCUAGAUACCAACGUCUCACUUGCAGAUGCAUCUAAACCCUCCGAGUAUGAGAACCAACAGUACAAAAUACAACUCGAAAGUUUUCAACAAAAGCUUAUGGCAGGGCUCGAAUAUCUUGAGAACAAGUUCUCUCUGAUUCCUUGUCAUGUAAUUAACAGGAUUGUAAUUUUCCUGUCAAAUCAUGGCCUAUUGCUUAUGGGAUAUAACAUUUUACACGGCUAUGCUUCUUAUUAUUCCUCACAAGCUAGGAGGGUAUCAUUUGAUGGUUUUCUUUUAUAUCCUAUCGAGUCCAAGCUACUUCUGAAGGCUAUUGAAGAAUUGUCUUGUUUAUUUUCGAGGUAUAUGGUUUCCUGUUGUAUAACUUGCUCACAACCGAUGGUAUGCUCCACCUAUUCUAGUGCUGCUGGUGUAAAUAGACUUGGCUUGUUGACCACUUGGCAAUUUUACAUGCAAGGUCUCUUAUGGUCAUUGCGGAGGUUGAGAUCCUCAUUGAAAUUGUUGUCUGGUUCAUGUGCUGACGAGUUCAUUAGCAUGCCCACAAUUGUUCUUGAUUUAUCUGAAUAUUGCAUAUAUUUUGCAUCAGCAUGGCUUCAGGGGAAAUAUAAAGUUCUUUUUGAGGUUAUGAAACCCCUUUUGCUCGCAUGUACUAAUGGGCAUGCUCCUUAUGAAAUCACCACAGCAGAUCUGAAGAAGCUCCUACUCCAUAUUGAAGAGUUGCUGGUAAAGACUGCAUUGAAUGAUAAUACAGGAAGUUCUGUUGAUAAUGUGGGUGCCCCAAGCACUGGGUCCACUAUUUUUACACAAAAUCAUCAAAAUGAUAUUAUAAUGUCUUCAAUACCAGAAGAUGUGAGAUGGCAAAUCACUAGGGCUGCUUUGUGGGGACACAUCUCUGCUUUUCUGAAACAUCAGCUGAAUUCAUUAUCUGGGAGACUUGAAGACAGCUAUUCUUUUGGACCCUUUUAUACACUUUCAUCCUCCAUGUCUAAUUUUAACUUGUUUGAACAUUAUAGCAAUGAUAAGCAUGAGCAUAUGAGGCUGGUUUCCAUGGUUUUGGCUAAGUUACUGAAGACUACAUAUUCUCAAAUUUCUUCUGCUUGUAUAAAGCAACUUGCAUCAUUUCUACUGCUGGAAAUGGAGGAUGGAUCCAAGGAACUUACUUUGAGGUGGUUAGAAGGUUUUGGUGAUUCACAUCCUGGAACCCUUCACAAACAUCAUAGUCAGAGUGUUGACAGGCAGGAUACAAUGAACAUGGAAAAUGAUGUAUCAGCAUCCAAGAUGUUAUGGGAUUCUUUUGCUGACCCUAAAGUUAUUUAUGAAGGGCUUGCACAAGAAAACUUUAAGUGGCAGUGGUAUAUUAUGCCAAAACCUUCUAAAGAAUGGAGUGAUAUAUUUGUGGGCAUCACGGAGGAGUGUCAAGCUGAGGAAAGUUGUUACCAAGAAGGUAGGCUCAGUAGUAGUUUUACUGGCAGUGGAAUUGGAUCACCUGUACUGGGCUCAACACCAAGCAGUCAUUCUUUUCUAAGUUUUGGGCUACCAAAUAAAAUAAUUGCUGAGAAUAUCAUGCCUUUCCAGAGCCCUAAAGAAGUCUAUCGGAGAAAUGGAGAACUUUUAGAGCAGGCAUUAUGCAUCAAUUCUGUUGAUCAAAAGCAAGCUGCUGUUGCUAGUAACAGAAAGGGAAUAAUAUUCUUCAACUGGGAGGAUGAGCUACCUUACGACUAUUCUAACUAUAUUUGGGCUGAAGCUGAUUGGCCACAAAAUGGGUGGGCAGGAUGUGAAUCUACCCCAAUACCCACUUGCGUAUCUCCUGGAAUUGGUCUUGGGAGCAAGAAGGGGGCACAACUAGGGUUGGGAGGGGCAACAAUUGGUGUGGUUUCUUUGGCAAAACCAGGAAAGCACAUAACAGGUGGUGGAGCAUUUGGAACCCCUAGUUAUGUCGGUAUGAGUGCAUCUGGCCUAGGUUGGGAGGUUCAAGAGGAACUUGAGGAGUUUAUUGAUCCACCUGCCACUGUGGAAAACAUUAAUACUAGGGCGUUCUCAAGUCACCCCUCCAGGCCUUUCUUCUUGGUUGGAUCUAGUAAUACACAUAUAUACUUAUGGGAGUUUGGCAAGGACAAAGCUAGAGCAACAUAUGGAGUGCUUCCUGCUGCAAAUGUACCUCCACCAUAUGCCCUUGCAUCAGUAUCAGCCUUGCAGUUUGAUCACUGUGGACACAGAUUUGCAACUGCUGCAUUAGAUGGAACUGUAUGCACCUGGCAGCUUGAGGUGGGGGGGAGGAGUAACAUCUGUCCAACAGAAUCAUCUCUCUGCUUUAACAACCAUGCACUGGAUGUCACUUAUGUUACUGCCAGUGGAUCAAUCAUUGCUGCUGCAGGGUAUAGCUCCAAUGGUGUUAAUGUGGUUAUUUGGGAUACACUUGCUCCACCCACUACCUCUAGAGCUUCCAUCAUGUGUCAUGAAGGAGGUGCCCGCUCUCUUUCUGUUUUUGAUAAUGACAUUGGAAGUGGUUCUGUUUCUCCAUUCAUUGUGACUGGUGGAAAAGGUGGCGAUGUUGGACUUCAUGAUUUCCGUUACAUAGCUACUGGAAGGACAAAGCGGCACAAGCAUUUUGCUAGUGGUAAAGUGGAUAGCAAUUCAUCUUUGACUGCUGACAUGCAGAACCGAACUGGGGACCAAAAUCGAGAUGGGAUGCUCUGGUACAUACCAAAGGCUCACUUAGGGAGUGUCACCAAAAUAUCUACCAUCCCAAAUUCCAGCUUAUUCUUGACGGGAAGCAAAGAUGGAGAUGUUAAACUCUGGGAUGCAAAAACAGCCAAGUUGGUACAUCAUUGGCCGAAAUUGCACGAAAGACAUACCUUUCUGCAACCCAGCUCACGAGUUUUUGGUGGAGUAGUUCGGGCUGCCGUAACUGAUAUUCAAGUGAUUUCUGGUGGUUUUCUGACAUGUGGCGGGGAUGGGUCUGUAAAGCUGGUCCAGCUUAAAGGUCUUCAAUAGAAAAUCCUAGCAAGAAAAAGUGAAGUUUCACCCGAGCUAACUGAGAAUUCAACUGAAGCAAUAGAACUACUUUUCUCAGGAACCAUUCAACAAAAAAUAGGUUGAUUUCACGGUCCAUAUUUUCCCAAAGCCAACGCAUUGUCAUUGACAUUGUUGUCUGCUUAACGAGGGAGGGGAGACUGGUAUUCCUCUUCAGCUUAAAGGCUUUUCUUAUGGGCAUUAGAAAACUCUACUUCUGCCAUCUUUUGUAUAGUCAAGAAGCAGGAGCCAGUAUUCAGUGUUCUUCAAGUCACACCACGCGUUAUUCUCUGCUUGAAGUGUGGAUGGAUUUUUAAGAAGCUAGCGUUACCAGCCCCAUCAGUAGUCUUCUGCACCAAACUCAGCCAUGGAAAUACAUUCCAUUAGAAGUCAAAUGAUUUAUUUCUAUAGAGAAGGGAAGCUCUGACUAGGUUUCUCGUUCUUCAAGCUUUUUGCGUCGAUUCCUAGUUUGAGUCAGAGCUCUCGGGGGCUACAUGUUUAAUUGCUUCUUGUGUCAUUACUGUGACUCAUCUUCUACCCAAUCUUGUGAAUGUCUUAUUCUUGCAGGCAUAGGGUACCACUUUCCAGGUUCUUUUUACCCUUUGGCUUAAUUCGUUUUUAAACAGCAGCAGUCCGCAGUGUAUUUUUAGACAGCGAAAUAAUUCGCUAAAGAGCCGAGCGAAAAUGUAGUUUGUAUUUGCUCAACGUCUUAGUGUACAGAUUGAAAACAGUUCGAAGUUUUAAAAGUAAGUGUGAUUACUUGCUGCGUGUGUUUUUUGACCUC